This is a messenger RNA of Prunus persica (peach), 4474 nucleotides long. Its product is annotated as pleiotropic drug resistance protein 3. Bases 1 to 4152 code for a protein of 1383 amino acids. NCBI's taxonomy places the organism in Eukaryota, Viridiplantae, Streptophyta, Magnoliopsida, Rosales, Rosaceae. Gene Ontology annotation, cellular component: membrane. The record is from RefSeq and is a predicted model, not a curated record. Gene Ontology annotation, molecular function: ABC-type transporter activity; ATP hydrolysis activity; ATP binding. The transcript has 22 exons.
AUGGAUUUGGCAGCAGAGAUAGGAAGAAGCGUGAGGACCUCUUUUCAUCAACAUGCAUCGAGUUUCAGGAGCACUUCAGACGUCAGAUCCAUCAACGACAACAACGACGACGAAACUGAGUUGCAGUGGGCUGCAAUCCAACGGUUGCCCACAUUUGAACGACUUACUGAUGAGCAAGAUAACAAUGGAGGAGGUACUAUUACUAAGAGGGUGGUUGAUGUCACAAAGCUAGGAGCUCUCGAACGCCACGUGUUCAUUGAGAAACUUGUCAAGGAUAUUGAGGGAUAUAACCGCCGUCUGUUGCAGAAACUCAAACAAAGAAUAGACAGGGUGGGAUUGCAAUUACCGACUGUGGAAGUUGGAUACCAAAAUUUGGUUGUAGAGGCAGAAUGCGAAGUGGUUCAAGGAAAACCCAUCCCAACGCUAUGGACCGCCCUCAAAAGCAUACUCUGUGGUAUAACACAGAUAAUUGGUUGCAAGCCUCAAGCAUACAAAUUAGAGAUUCUCAAAGGUGUCAGUGGCAUCAUCAAGCCAUCAAGGAUGACUCUAUUGCUUGGCCCUCCAGGCUGUGGGAAGACCACUUUCUUACAGGCACUUGCUGGGAAACUUAACCACUCUCUCAAGGUCCGAGGAGAAAUUACCUACAAUGGUUACAAGUUCAAUGAGUUUGUUCCUCAGAAGACAUCAGCUUAUAUAAGUCAAUAUGACUUGCACAUUCCUGAGCUGACUGUGAGGGAAGCACUCGACUUCUCAGCACGUUGCCAGGGUAUUGGAAACAGAGCAGAUAUAAUGAAAGAAGUCAGCAGAAGGGAGAAGCAAUCAGGAAUUGUCCCAGAACCAGACAUUGACACUUAUAUGAAGGCCAUUUCAAUUGAAGGGUUGAAAAACUCCCUCCAGACUGACUAUAUAAUGAAGAUUCUUGGGCUAGACAUUUGUGCUGAUACAAUCGUAGGCGACGCAAUGCAAAGAGGAAUUUCGGGUGGUCAGAAGAAAAGACUGACAACAGGGGAAAUGAUGAUUGGUCCAGCAAGAGCUUUCUUCAUGGAUGAGAUAUCAACAGGCUUAGAUAGUUCCACUACCCUUCAGAUUGUUACUUGUUUGCAGCAACUGACACACGUAACAGACUCCACCAUUUUGGUAUCACUUCUUCAGCCAACACCGGAGACCUUCGCUCUCUUUGAUGACAUUAUCUUGAUAGGAAAAGUUGUGUAUCAUGGGCCUUGCAAUAAUGUUGCAGAGUUCUUUGAGCAGUGUGGUUUUCGCAGCCCACCGAGAAAAGGCAUUUCUGACUUCCUGCAAGAGGUGGUUUCUCGAAAGGAUCAGGCAAAGUACUGGUACCAUGAAGACCAACCCUACAGUUAUGUUACAGUUGACAAGUUUGUAAAUAUGUUCAAGGAUUUUCAUGUCGGAAAGAAGCUAGAUGAGGAACUUCGCAAGCCUUUUGACAAAUCUGAGUGCCACAAAGAUGCUUUAUCAUUCAACAUCUACUCAUUAAGAAAAUGGGAACUAUUAAAAGCAUGUACUGCUAGAGAAUGGCUUCUUAUGAAGCGCAACUCGUUUGUUCAUGUGUUCAAGUCGGCACAGCUUGUCGUCGUUGCGCUAGUAACAAUGACAGUUUUUUCACGUACAUGGAUGAAUAUUGACGAUGUCCAUGCAAAGUACUACAUGGCUUCUUUGUUCUAUGCUCUCAUUAGACUGAUGAGCAAUGGGAUUGCAGAGUUAUCAAUGACUGUCUCCAGACUUGCAGUCUUCUACAAGCAAAGAGAUUUCUACUUUAAUCCUGCAUGGGCUUAUUCCAUUCCAGCUACCAUUCUAAAGAUUCCAUUUUCAUUGCUAGAUGCUUUUCUUUGGACAUCCCUUACUUAUUAUGUCAUUGGUUACAGUCCUGAGCCCGAAAGGUUCUUCAAGCAAAUCAUUAUUCUAUUCCUUGUGCAUCAAGUAUCAAUAUCAUUUUUUCGUCUGAUCGCAUCCUUGGUUCGAACUCCCUCUGUAGCAGCAACCAUUGGUCUUUUCUCCUUAAUAGUAAUGUUUCUAUUUGGUGGCUUCAUAAUUCCAAAAUCUUCCUUGCCUACUUGGUUGGAGUGGGGCUUUUGGCUUUCUCCACUAACAUAUGGAGAAAUAAGUGCUUCAGUAAAUGAAUUUCAUGCUCCAAGGUGGCAAAAGGUUUUAUCUUCAAAUGUCACUAUAGGCCAGCGAGUUCUGGGAAACCGUGGUCUCAAUUUCAGUGACAGCUUUUAUUGGAUAUCAAUAGGAGCUUUACUUGGAUUUUGGAUGGUUUUCAACAUUGGGUUCACCUGUGCACUCAGUUAUUUAAAAUGCAUGGUCUUACCCUUUGAGCCCAUAAGUAUAUCAUUUCAGAAUGUGCAAUACUUUGUUGAUACACCCAAGAAAAUGAGAGAGCAAGGUUUUCCUCCACAACGACUACAGCUUCUUCAAGACAUAACUGGUGCAUUUAGACCUGGAAUUCUUACAGCUUUGAUGGGAGUUAGUGGAGCUGGAAAAACAACACUGAUGGAUGUCCUUUCUGGAAGAAAAACUGGUGGAAGUAUUGAAGGAGACAUUAGAAUUGGAGGGUACCCAAAAGUACAAGAAACAUAUGCCAGAAUAUCUGGGUAUUGUGAACAAAGUGACAUACAUUCUCCACAGAUUACAGUAGGAGAAUCUGUACAAUACUCGGCUUGGUUACGCUUGCCAGCGCAGAUUGAUAGACAUACAAGAUCUCAAUUUGUGAAAGAAGUUCUUCAAAUGAUAGAGCUUGAUGAAAUCAAAGACGAAUUAGUUGGCAUAUCUGGUGGUAGUGGUAUAUCUGCAGAGCAACGCAAAAGGCUGACAAUAGCAGUAGAGCUUGUUUCAAAUCCAUCCAUAAUAUUCAUGGACGAACCGACCUCUGGUUUAGAUGCCAGAGCAGCUGCUAUAGUUAUGAGAGCUGUGAAAAAUAUUGUCAGUACAAGGAGGACUGUUGUAUGCACAAUUCACCAGCCAAGUAUUGACAUAUUUGAAGCAUUCGAUGAGCUUAUUUUGAUGAAAAGAGGAGGACAAAUAAUAUACUACGGAGAGCUAGGCCAAAAUUCAAGUAAGCUUAUUGAAUACUUUGAGGGUAUUCCCGGGGUUCCGAAAAUUAAAGAGAAUUACAACCCAGCAACAUGGAUGUUAGAGGUCACCGGUCUUUCUGCAGAAGCUCAAAUUGCCAUAGAUUUUGCUCAUAUCUAUAGAGGAUCACAUCUAUGCCAGAAGAACAACGAACUAGUUAGAGAACUCAGCUUUCCAGAACAAGGCUCAAAGGAAUUACAUUUUUCUACUCGCUUUCCACAAAAUGGAUGGGAGCAAUUCAAAGCAUGCCUAUGGAAGCGGCAUCUCUCCUACUGGAGAAGUCCGAGAUAUAACCUGGGGAGAUUGAUAUUUACUGCUGCAUGUUCUUUGUUAUUUGGAGCACUUCUUUGGCAGAAAGGACAGAAAAUAGAUGGCGAACAGGAAUUUUUCAACAUUCUAGGAUCAAUGUUUGUUUUACUUCAAUGCAUGGGAAUUGGCAAUUGUUCCUCUGUUUUACCAUUCAUAGCUACUGAGCGCAAUGUUGUAUACCGAGAAAGAUUUGCUGGAAUGUACUCGUCGUGGGCAUAUUCGUUUUCACAGGUGAUCAUAGAAAUUCCAUAUAUAUUGAUACAAGCAGCUUUGUUUUCGACAAUUACGUAUCCAGCCAUAGAUUUCCAAUGGUCACUCUACAAAGUAUUUUGGUAUUUCUAUGCUAUGUUUUCUACAUUCCUCUACUUCAAUUACUUCGGUAUGUUGCUUGUUUCUCUGACCCCAACUUAUCAAGUGGCUUCAGUAUUGGCAAGUUUCUGCUACACUAUGUUCAAUUUGUUCUCGGGUUUCCUCUUACCUGGACCAAAAAUUCCUGUAUGGUGGGUUUGGGGAUACUGGAUUUGCCCUCUUGCCUGGUCCUUAAAAGGUGCUCUCACUUCACAGUAUGGAGAUGUAGAGAAGGAAAUAGUAGUGCAUGGAGAGCAAAGGACAAUCAGUGCCUUCUUGGGAAGUAUUUAUGGGUACAACUAUGAUGAUCUAGGAGUUGUAGCAAUUGUUCUUCUUGCAUAUCCACUAGUUUUUGCACUUGUUUUUGCAUGUGCUACAGAAAAAAUAAACUUUCAGAGGAGGUAAUUAUGCCUUCCACCUGCUGAAGCUCUGUAAUGCAUAUAUGUAGUAUCCAAUUCAAUAAACUUCAACGUUGAGGACACGAUUGCCCCACAAUGGCCAUUUCAAAGUUUAUCCUAGUUAAUUUGAGGUUCUAGUAAGUUUUUUUUUUCUUUUCUUUUGGUCCUAAGUAGUUUCUUCCUUCCCACUAAAAAUCGGGCACAUAUUAUUCAACUGUAUCAAGCCAUCAGCAGUGUUCGAAAAAUCGGCCGAGGCGCUAGGCGGGCUCCUAGGCGCUAGGCAGGAGAACACCGCCACUAUAUCACCCUAAUCUAUGAGUGUGUCUCGA